CCGGUGACUGUUUUGAAAGAAACUUAACAACCAUUUUGCAAGCUAUUCUCCAUAUUUUUGAUUAUGAUAUUUAGAAAGACUAUUAAAAGCUCUUUUUUCAAAAUAAUGAAACUUUUACUUGUGGGGGAAAUUGUUAUUAUGAUUAAUUAGAAACAGGACAUUGUGUCGUCCAAUUCAGUCUGUAAUCAUACUCGUGAUUAACAAAUCGGACUCCCGCCUCGCGGUCAUCCGAUUUUGUUAAUCACUCGUGUGAUUACAGACCGAAUUGGACUCCACUCAGUCCUAUUACCGUUAUUAAUUGUUUCUGUGACUGUCUUAUAGGGAGGGUAGUAGUGUUAGUACGGGUCUGUAAGGGGUUGCUGGAAACUCAGUCAUCAGUUAUUUCAACGUCCAUUUCUAGCAAAUAGCCAAUCACUGCAGCGUAAAAUCACUAUAGUGAACCAAUCAGAAUCGAGAAAAUGCGCGGGAAAGUAGCGAACACCAAUUCACACGUUUCAUUUUCGCGGUUAGCUGUGUUACCCGUGUUGUGUGAAUAAGUUUUAUACUUGUAGGGCUGGACAAACAUUGAACAUAAAUUCUGAAUGUUCCCAGUUGAAGGGUAAUUGAGGGUAGAGACAACUGCUAUUUUUUUUACCUGGAUUCGUCUUUUUCUUCUCAUCUGAACAGCUAUGGACACUAUGCUGAAGGCACUGGCUCGGUGCUGAAGAUGGCGGAUAUUGAUGACACAGAGAUCUUCGAGAGAUACAGAGAUCUCACGGAUGACCAAAGCAAAUUGGAGCUGUUGUCUGUGUUGAAGUUAAGAUACUUUACUCCGCGCGAGGUGGCCAAUCUGCAUGGUUUUCCGUCUGACUUUUGCUUUCCCACUUCCGUGUCCGUCAAACAACAGUAUCGCCUUCUGGGAAACAGCCUGAAUGUUCACGUUGUGUCUGAGUUACUGAACUGUCUCUUCCAGUCUCCCACGUGACACAAAAGACAUACUAUUUUGAAGUUGGCAUUUAUGGGCAUUCCGUGGCCAAAUCCUUCGGCAAAUUUGCAGCUACUGUCGCCACAAGUCAACCUUUGCUUAUAAAGUCCUUCGUUUAUUUAGCUCCCUCGAGCGAAUCAGCAACGAAGUCGCAAGCGUGAAGCGGCGAAACCAAUAGCCAGGGAAGAAUUAUUGGAAAGGACUUUUAGAAAUUCAAAUUUGCAGCCCGCGAUUUUAGUUUAUCUGUUUCUUUCACGAGCGUUUCCUGACUCCGCUUUUUACACUUGGAAUCUUGUCGUCGAAAAUAGAACACUGGCGCUGCCAUGUCAAGCGAUCGACGUAACUUCCUCCUAAAAACAACCAAUCGCUAGGAGGGGGUUGGGGUGGACAACUCCUUGGUUCAUGCUUACAGCACUGCCAUGAUUGCUGUAAGCUGAACUGAAUAUAAACAGAACUUGAAUUCUUUUCUGGGGUUCCUCAGUGGGAGAAUCCACGAUGCUAUCAAGGCACAACCGUACAAGACUUAGUUGUAAUAAUGUUAAUUUUUGAAAAGUUACACGGCUGAUGAGAAAAGAAAAGCAAGCAAAAAAGAGAAUAACGUUUCGGUUGUCAGUCUUGCACGAUGUUAUGCGAGAUGUAACGUGCAACGGAAAAAUUAAUUUAUGCUGUUGUUGAAACUAUAAAAUACAAUACAUCAGAACUAAAGUAAUCGCUCUUACAGUGGGGUAUUAGGUAAUCACGUGGGCUAUUCGAUUUAUCUCCUUCCUAGGUCUUCAGAGAUCUGGGAACGAGAAUAUUGAACGCGCUGGAUAAAUUUGUUCAAAUUUAAUUUUAAACGGGGUCAUCCGGAGGUCUCGCAAGGUCUCACAUGAAUAGCUUGAUACCUGUAAGGGAACAAUAUAAAACAAUUGCAAACAACAAAAAAAAUGCCCCUAGCCCCAAACCAAUAACAGCUUCUGCACACAAUAGCAGCACAGGGAAGCUGCUACACUAUUUCAAAUCUCCCAGUUCAUUCUAAAGUACAUUGCCCGUGCGUACCAAGAUUGGUAGAAUCCCGGGAGGAAAGGGGCACUCUCAUAUAAAAAAAGACGGGGGUGGGGGAGGGGGGGCUCGUCGGAAGGGGUACCAAGAUCCUGUUUUGUGGCCUUGAUUUUUUUUUAUUUACCCCUAAGAGGUACCAAUCCUAAAGCAAGACGUUAUCUUCUGUCAGAUUUUUUUCGGCUCAAUAAUGACCUUAAGAUCGAGGUUUUUCAGCAUUUCCCGCAAACCGUGAACGUCAAGAAGUCACGUGACCAGUGCGUUGGCGUCAGGUUUGCAGUUUGAGGUUCACUUUUGUACGGCUAGACCACGUUCUAGAGAUAGGUGAUUUACCGCAAGGUUUUUUGCAGCCUAAAACAACAAUCCCACGUU
Orbicella faveolata is the source of this 2374-nucleotide messenger RNA. RefSeq names its product tRNA (cytosine(38)-C(5))-methyltransferase-like. Gene Ontology annotation, molecular function: methyltransferase activity. The record is from RefSeq and is a predicted model, not a curated record. Gene Ontology annotation, cellular component: nucleus. NCBI's taxonomy places the organism in Eukaryota, Metazoa, Cnidaria, Anthozoa, Scleractinia, Merulinidae.